GCCUGCUGGCCAGCCUCCGGUCACGUGACGGCCGCGCAGGUGAGCACCGCUUCCGGGGUCGAGCGCCCGGAUCGCAGCCGGCUCCCGCUUCCACUCGGUCGAGUGCGCGGGAGACUAUGGCGUCCUCCUCGGUCCCACCGGCCACCGUACCGGCGGCGACAGCGGGCCCUGGCCCGGGUUUCGGCUUCGCUUCCAAAACCAAGAAGAAGCAUUUCGUGCAGCAAAAGGUGAAGGUGUUCCGGGCGGCCGACCCGCUGAUGGGCGUGUUCCUGUGGGGCGUAGCCCACUCGAUCAAUGAGCUCAGCCAGGUACCUCCCCCAGUGAUGCUGCUGCCAGAUGACUUUAAGGCCAGCUCCAAGAUCAAGGUCAACAAUCACCUUUUCCACAGGGAAAAUCUGCCCAGUCAUUUCAAGUUCAAAGAGUAUUGUCCUCAGGUCUUCAGGAACCUCCGUGAUCGAUUUGGCAUUGAUGACCAGGAUUACUUGGUGUCCCUUACCCGAAGCCCCCCAAAUGAAAGUGAAGGCAGUGACGGUCGUUUCCUUAUCUCCUAUGAUCGGACUCUGGUCAUCAAAGAAGUAUCCAGUGAGGACAUUGCUGACAUGCAUAGCAACCUCUCCAACUACCACCAGUACAUUGUGAAGUGCCAUGGCAACACGCUUCUGCCCCAGUUCCUGGGGAUGUACCGAGUCAGUGUGGACAAUGAAGACAGCUACAUGCUUGUGAUGCGCAAUAUGUUUAGCCACCGUCUUCCUGUGCACAGGAAGUAUGACCUCAAGGGUUCCUUAGUGUCCCGGGAAGCCAGUGAUAAGGAAAAGGUUAAAGAAUUGCCCACCCUUAAGGAUAUGGACUUUCUCAACAAGAACCAGAAAGUUUACAUUGGUGAAGAGGAGAAGAAAGUAUUUCUAGAGAAGCUAAAGAGAGAUGUGGAGUUUCUAGUGCAGCUAAAGAUCAUGGACUACAGCCUUCUGUUGGGCAUCCACGACAUCGUUCGGGGCUCUGAACCAGAGGAGGAGGGGUCCAUUCGGGAGGAUGAGUCAGAGGGGGAUGGGGACUGUGGCCUGACUGGACCUCCUGCUCUGGUGGGCUCCUACGGCACCUCCCCGGAGGGUAUCGGAGGCUACAUGCAUUCCCAUCGGCCCCUGGGCCCUGGAGAGUUUGAGUCCUUCAUUGAUGUCUACGCCAUCCGGAGUGCUGAGGGAGCCCCCCAGAAGGAAGUGUAUUUCAUGGGCCUCAUUGACAUCCUGACACAGUAUGAUGCCAAGAAGAAAGCAGCUCAUGCAGCCAAAACUGUCAAGCAUGGGGCUGGGGCAGAGAUCUCUACUGUCCAUCCUGAGCAGUAUGCUAAGCGGUUCCUGGAUUUUAUUACCAACAUCUUUGCCUAAGAGACUGCAUGACUCUGUGAUGUUCAAGGUGGUGGGGUUCUCAGAGGCUUGAGGGAAUUGUGGAUAUUCUAGCCACUACUUCUCUUCUUCCUUUGCUAAAUCAGGCUGCACGCUCCUUCCAUCCAAGUAACUCCAUCUUGUUGAGUAGGCUAUUUCUGGACCUCAGAAAUACAUUGUCCUUUCUUCCCUUCGUCCAUUUUUCUUCCCUCUUCCCUCUGCCCCCAGCCUGCUUGCUUCAUUAGAGUGUUAUUGUUGACUCUCUCCCAAGUGCCUUGCUCUUUGUAAAAUGUUCUCUUGUUUCUAUAAAAUAGGAGCUGGGGGAAGGGGGUUGUUUGCCAUCUUCAGGACCUGACUGGACAGAUGAACCUCAUUCAAGCAACUAUUCCGGAUGCACUUUGCUGUGUAGAAUGAACUAAGAGUGUUUGAAUUUUGCUGAUAAACUUUAUAGAAUUCACUGUGGCAUGCCUCCCUCCUGGUAGGCCCUGGGAUGGAGGAUUUUGAAGACACUAAGGAUGUAGGUGCAGGCAUGCACACACAUCAUAAAACAUGGCCAAUCUUACAUACAGAGGUGGGGUGGAGAAUGGUCAGUAGGCUGGCACCUCGUGGAGGUGGGACCUAAGAGGACUUUUUUGAUUAUGCAGGGAACUGGAGAGAAUCUCUCUUAAGGACUGACUAAUCUCUUCUUUCACCCCAUUUCCACCCCCACCUACCUGGGCAUAGGAGCCCAGAGAGGGCCAAAAGCAUUCAAGCCUGGGUGAAGGUGUUUGAUUAUUGCUUCUCGUCACCAGGACCUCACAUCCCUCCUGGGGCUGGAACCCUUCCGUAGGGGUGUGGCCAGUUCUGCAGGCUGUGAUGAUGGGCCAGGGGGUGUAAGAUUCAUUUCCCAUACUAAGUUUCCUUUGUUCCUGCCUAGCCAUUCCCAAGGUUUAUUCCCAGCAGAAGAGAAUAUAGAAAAAAAAAGGACUACCUUUACUGGGAUCAAUUCUGGUUAUUUCAAGAGGAUGGACGUUGCAAGUGUGGGAACUUCCUCUACUUCUGGAUGUGUGUGCCUCGCACGCUUCCUUCCCCCAUCCCUUCUUAAACUCUUUUUCCAGUUGGAUUUGUUAUUAUUGUGUUCUCUUCUGUCCUGUCUUAUACUGUUACUGUGUCUCCCAUCUCUGGGACAGAUGGCCUUCUUUGUCAUCUUCACUCUCCACCCCCAGAGAGGAGUCAGAGCCAUAACUCAAUCACCCAGCCCUCUCCAAAGAUAGUAGAGUUGAUGCAUGAUAUUCUCAGAAUGUAGGAGACCCUGAUGAGCGGAGAUGGAUUGUUCUCCCCUCCACCCUGCCUCCUUUGGGGCUAAGGCACCCAUUCUUGCUAUCCUCCAUCCCCCUUAAGACUUCCACAUUUUUUUUUAAAACAUAAAGAUGGGUACCAGCAACUGGCCUGCAGGGAUGCAGAGCCUUCUUUGCUCUGUUUCUGGCUGAACUGAUUAGACUUGCAAAAAGUCAUGAGAUCAUAAGGGAGAAGCCCUAUUUCCCCUUCACCUUAAGCUCCAAAGAAGGUAGCAAGAGGAGUCCCCAGUAAGGGGCUGGAGUCCCUUUCUGUCAGGGGCCCAAUGGGUCUUUCAUUCCAACCAUUUGCCUUUCCCCUGCUGAAUGCAAUAAAACUCUGACACCAGCAA
Messenger RNA from Nycticebus coucang (slow loris), 3045 nucleotides. RefSeq names its product phosphatidylinositol-5-phosphate 4-kinase type 2 gamma (gene PIP4K2C). NCBI's taxonomy places the organism in Eukaryota, Metazoa, Chordata, Mammalia, Primates, Lorisidae. Gene Ontology annotation, molecular function: phosphatidylinositol kinase activity. Bases 117 to 1382 code for a protein of 421 amino acids. The record is from RefSeq and is a predicted model, not a curated record. The transcript is spliced from 10 exons. Gene Ontology annotation, biological process: phosphatidylinositol metabolic process.